AUGAGCCCCUGUUUCUUCGGACAUAGUUUCAGUUUGUACUGUGCUGUCCAGGGCAGCAGCAGCAAGCAGCAGCAGCAGCAGCAGCAGCAGCAGCAGCAGCAAACAGAACUGGAUAUGGGGCCAGGACGAGAUGGGCUGGCCAGCUACAGUCAUUCCCAGGUUUCUGUUCAGUCUGUGGCAACUGCAGGACCAGAACACAGCAAGCCCCUUGAGAAGUCAGAGGGACUCUUUGCCCAGGACAGAGAUCCAAGGUUUUCCGAAAUCUAUCCCAGCAUCAGCACAGAUGAGAGUAAAGGCAUCUCCUCCAGCACUGUCCCUGCCACCCACCAGCUGUUCUCCCAGGGCAGCUCAUUCCCUCCCAACCCCCGGCCGGCAGAAAACUUCAGGAAUAGUGGUCUGACCCCUCCUGUAACCAUUGUCCAGCCAUCAUCUUCUGCAGGGCAGAUGUUGGCCCAGAUUUCUCGUCACUCCAACUCUAGCCAGGGAGCAGCCCCGACUUGGACCGCGAGCACCCGUCCAGGCUUCUCCGCCCAGCAAGUGUCCACCCAGGCUGCAGCCAAAACGCGUUCGUCCCAAUUUGGUGUGAGCAGCUUUCAGACUUCGUCCUCCUUCAGUGCCAUGUCUGUGCCGGGUGCUCCCACCGCGUCACCAGGCACUGCUACCUACCCCGGUCUCACCAGCCGUGGGGCCAGCUUCCCUCCUGAGGCUGGACAGACUGCAGGACAGUUCCAGGCCCGGACCUCAGAGGGUGUGGGUGUCUGGCCGCAGUGGCAGGGCCAGCAGCCUCAUCAUCGGUCCAGUUCCAGCGAGCAGCACGUCCAGCAAACCUCAGCACAGCCGCCCAGCCAGCCUGAGGUCUUCCAGGAAAUGCUGUCCAUGUUGGGCGACCAGAGCACCAGCUACAACAACGAAGAAUUUCCUGACCUAACCAUGUUCCCCCCCUUUUCAGAAUAGAACUGUUGGGGUGAGGAUAAGGGCGGGGGGAAAUCACUGUUUGUUUUUAAAAGCAAAUCUUCUGUAAACAGAAUAAAGGUUCCUCUCCCUUCCCUUCCCUCACCCCUGAUAUAUAUGUACCCCU
Messenger RNA from Acomys russatus (golden spiny mouse), 1078 nucleotides. RefSeq names its product aryl hydrocarbon receptor nuclear translocator-like. NCBI's taxonomy places the organism in Eukaryota, Metazoa, Chordata, Mammalia, Rodentia, Muridae. Gene Ontology annotation, molecular function: DNA-binding transcription factor activity, RNA polymerase II-specific; RNA polymerase II cis-regulatory region sequence-specific DNA binding. The record is from RefSeq and is a predicted model, not a curated record. Gene Ontology annotation, biological process: regulation of transcription by RNA polymerase II. Bases 1 to 954 code for a protein of 317 amino acids. The transcript is spliced from 8 exons. Gene Ontology annotation, cellular component: aryl hydrocarbon receptor complex; nucleus.